This is a messenger RNA of Labrus bergylta (ballan wrasse), 2470 nucleotides long. It is a transcript of the gene hdgfl2, whose product is annotated as HDGF like 2. NCBI's taxonomy places the organism in Eukaryota, Metazoa, Chordata, Actinopteri, Labriformes, Labridae. Gene Ontology annotation, molecular function: histone H3K27me3 reader activity; histone H3K9me2/3 reader activity. The record is from RefSeq and is a predicted model, not a curated record.
AAUUACUGCUGCCUUCACUCUGCUAUCUCUUCUCGCGGUAACGAUGGUACACUGUUAGCUUGCUAGCUAACCCCAUCGUUUCCAGGUUUCGUGUCGACCUGAAAAAAAAAAAGCAAACCAAGUGAGAAGCGGACAGACUACGCAGGUGAAUACUUUUUAAAUCCAGGCAGCACAGAGGAGCGGGACAAUGCCUCACAACUUCCAACCUGGAGACCUGGUCUUCGCUAAAAUGAAGGGGUACCCCCACUGGCCAGCCAGGAUUGAAGAUGUGGCAGAUGGGGCUGUGAAACCUCCACCUAAUAAAAUCCCAAUUUUCUUUUUUGGAACACAUGAAACAGCAUUCCUUGCAGCAAAAGACCUUUUUGCCUAUGAAAAGUACAGUGAACGCUACGGGAAGCCCAACAAACGGAAGGGAUUCAAUGAAGGUUUAUGGGAGAUCCAGAACAAUCCACAUGCCUCCUACAGUGCUCCACCGGCACCAGCCAGCUCUUCUGACAGUGAGAACAACAAUGCUGGAGGAGGAAGUGAUGAGGACGAGGACGAAGAAGUAGCUCCAGAGCCUCCGAAAGUGGAAUCUGGAAGUGAGGUUGACUCAGAUUCUGGGAGUGAGGACCAAGGAAAGGGAGUAGCGGUGAAGCGAAAGCCUCCUCCUGCUAAGCGGCCUCCGCCUUCAAAAAAGACACGAGGCUCAUCCAGUGACCGAGAACACGAGAGUGGAUCUCCCUCUGAAUCCGAACCUACACCUUCAGAGUCUGACUCCGGGAAGAACAGUGACCAGGACUUCACUCCAGAGAAGAAAUCUGGUGGACGAGUUGGAAAGAAAGCAGGAGGCAGAGGGAAGCAGAAGAAGGCCAUGUCUGGGUCAGACUCAGAGUCAGGAUCAGGUUCAGAGAAGAAAGCAGCAGACAGCGACUCAGAAGAUGAGAAGCCGCGACCAGCGCUGUCGGGUUCUGAUUCCCAGUCUGGCUCAAAGUCUGACUCAGACUCAGAUCCACCUCCCAGGAAGGGUCCUCAAGCACGUAAGAAAGAGAAGCCUGCACCAAAGCCUCGUGCACGGAAACCAAAACCUGCCCCAGCAAAACGAGCGCCUUCAUCAUCCUCGGACAGCGACAGUGACAGUGAAACUGACCACAUCAGUGAAUGGAAGAAACGAGACGAGGAGCGCAAACGAGAGCUGGAGGAGCGCCGGAAAAAGGAGGAGGCAGAGGAGCUCCGCAGGUUACGCGAGAGAGAGAAGGAGGAGGAUGAGCAAAAAAAAAGAGACAAGGAUAAAGGUAAAAAAGGGAGCGACAGUGACAACAGCAGUAGCUCAGACGAAGGUGUAGACGAUCACCCGUUAAAGAAGUCCAAAAAACCUCCUCCACCCCCCAUCCCUGCGCCGUCAGACUCUGAUUCUCCACCACCAGCUGAGGCAAAGAAACCAAGCAAGAAGCCAGAUCAGCAGAAGAAGGCAAGAAUAAAGAAAGAGAAGGAGAGGAAAGAAAGAAAGGAUAAAGAGCUAAAAGAUAAGAAAGCCAGGCGGUCAGAGGAGAAGUCUAGAGCCAGGUCUAAGCCUGAAAAACCCAAACGCAAACCAGAGAGGCAGCCAGAGAAGAAAGUGGAAAAGAAAAAGGAGGCAACGCCAGAAGAGAAGCUACAGAAACUCCACACAGAUAUCAAGUUUGCACUCAAAGUGGACAACCCAGACAUAGAGCGGUGUCUAGAAGCCCUGGAAGAACUUGAGGCAGUGCCUGUCACCAGCCAAAUCCUCCAUAAGAACGCUGAAGUGAUUGCCACACUAAAGAAGAUUCGGCGGUAUAAAUCCAGCACUGCAGUCAUGGCAAAAGCCAGUGAGGUCUAUAACAAGUUAAAGCUUCGCUUUGUGGGCAAGGCGGAGAUGCCAGCCAAACCUAAAACAGACGGCCAGGAACCAGAAGAGGAUGAGAAGCAGACAGAAAACACAGACUCCACUCCAGUCAAUGGGGAAUCUGAAGAGAAAAAAGAUGAUAUGGAUGUAGAUGAAAAACCAAAAUCACCUGUCCAGGAGGAGAAUAAUGAUGACACAGCAUCAAGUCCAAACAGGUUGAGCCCAGACAGCCCCGCUGAACAGACUCACAUGUAUGAAGAGGCAGAAAACUCUAUCUCUGCAGAGACAGAGCCACCUGCUGUAGAGAGCUGAAUUAAAGACCCUUAACCACCACUGCAGUGGACCAAGUGCUAAAGAUGGUGGCCUCUUUGUUUGACUUCAUGCGAUGCUCCUGGGUCAACAACAUUGCAACAUACACCCGGCAUUUCCUAAUGUAUCUGUUACACCAAUGUCGAUGUUUUGGUCAUUCGUUGUACGAUGAUAUCAAACCAGAAGGCCCUGUUGCUCAGUUAUUUAUCACAACAAAAAGGACAAGCUAACUAGAUUGUGGCGCUGUGUUUCUGAAAUGUACUUUUUCUUUUAUACGACACUUGCCCGUCCUGGAUCCUCACUCUGACCCCCCCC